Messenger RNA from Nycticebus coucang (slow loris), 2366 nucleotides. It is a transcript of the gene EVL, whose product is annotated as Enah/Vasp-like. The coding region runs from base 626 to 1879 and encodes 417 amino acids. Gene Ontology annotation, biological process: positive regulation of actin filament polymerization; actin polymerization or depolymerization; protein homotetramerization. The transcript has 14 exons. NCBI's taxonomy places the organism in Eukaryota, Metazoa, Chordata, Mammalia, Primates, Lorisidae. The record is from RefSeq and is a predicted model, not a curated record. Gene Ontology annotation, molecular function: profilin binding; actin binding; SH3 domain binding. Gene Ontology annotation, cellular component: cytoskeleton.
GCUCGGCCCUCCCGGAGGCGCGGACGGUGGGGCUCCGCGCCUUUUGUGUCGGGUUUCGGCCGCCGCGCGCGCUCAUUCACCUCGGCGGCCGCGGGCCGAGGGACGUACGCGCGCGCGGUCCCCUCGGCGGGCGGAGGGGCGCGCAGCCACGCGUUCACCCUUCAUCUCGGUUCGUGGGCUGAGGUUCACCCGGGCGCACCCGCCUGCCUGUCCCUCGAGGACUCCAAGCCAACCGCGCGCUCGCCCGGGGGCCUUCGCCCCAAGACUCAGGCGGUCUCGCGCGCGCUCCCGCCGGCUAGACCACAGCAGGCUCGCCCCUGCCCCCUCUGCUCCGUCGGCGGACGGCCCGGGCACGCGUCCGCGCACACGGCGGCCCGGGCACGCGCGCCCGCCAAGAUGGCAGGGACCGGGGCCCAGCUGUCAGUCGCUGCUGCAGCAGCCCUUCCCCGCAGCUAGCGGCCCGGACGCCCGCCCAGAGAAGAUGAGCCCCCGCUGCCCUCCGCAGCCCAAUCAGACGCGGAGCCGCCGCGCCCGGGGCCGGCUCCCCCGCUAGCGCCCGCGCCCCGCGCCCCGCCGCCGCGCCGGGUCGCCCCCGGCCCCGCCGCGCCCGCUCCCGGCAGCGACAAUGAGCGAACAGAGUAUCUGCCAAGCCCGGGCUUCUGUGAUGGUCUACGAUGACACCAGUAAGAAAUGGGUACCAAUCAAGCCUGGCCAGCAGGGUUUCAGCCGGAUCAACAUCUACCACAACACUGCCAGCAACACCUUCAGAGUCGUUGGAGUCAAGCUACAGGAUCAGCAGGUUGUGAUCAAUUAUUCAAUCGUAAAAGGGCUGAAGUACAAUCAGGCAACACCAACCUUCCACCAGUGGCGAGACGCCCGCCAAGUCUACGGCUUAAACUUUGCAAGUAAGGAAGAAGCAACCACAUUCUCCAAUGCAAUGCUGUUUGCCCUGAACAUCAUGAAUUCCCAAGAAGGAGGCCCCUCCAGCCAGCGUCAGGUGCAGAAUGGCCCCUCUCCUGAUGAGAUGGACAUCCAGAGAAGACAAGUGAUGGAGCAGCAGCACCAGCAGCAACGUCAGGAAUCUCUAGAGAGAAGAACCUCAGGCACAGGGCCCAUCCUCCCACCAGGGCAUCCCUCAUCUGCAGCCAGCGUGCCCCUCUCAUGUAGUGGGCCACCACCCCCACCCCCACCCCCAGUCCCACCUCCACCCAUGGGAGCCACCCCACCUCCCCCACCCCCACUGCCAGCCGGAGGAGCCCAGGGGGCCAGCCACGACGAGAGCUCCAUGUCAGGACUGGCCGCUGCCCUAGCUGGGGCCAAGCUGAGGAGAGUUCAGCGGCCAGAAGAUGCAUCUGGAGGCUCUAGUCCCAGCGGGACCUCAAAGUCUGAUGCCAACCGGGCAAGCAGUGGGGGCAGCGGAGGAGGCCUCAUGGAAGAAAUGAACAAACUGCUAGCCAAAAGGCGAAAAGCAGCCUCCCAAACAGACAGGCCAGCUGAUAAAAAGGAAGAUGAAAGCCAAACGGAAGAUCCUAGCACCUCCCCAUCUCCAGGGACCCGAGCAUCCAGCCAGCCAUCUAACUCCUCAGAGGCCAGCCGGAAGCCCUGGGAGCGGAGCAACUCUGUGGAGAAACCUGUAUCCUCGUUAUUAUCCAGAACCCCGUCUGUGGCAAAGAGCCCCGAAGCUAAGAGCCCCCUUCAGUCGCAGCCUCAUUCUAGGAUGAAGCCCGCUGGGAGUGGAAAUGAUGUGCCCUUGGAUGCCUUUGAUUUGGACCGGAUGAAACAGGAGAUCCUGGAGGAGGUUGUGAGAGAACUUCACAAAGUGAAGGAGGAGAUCAUUGAUGCCAUCAGGCAGGAGCUGAGUGGAAUCAGCACUACAUAAGGUGGCGGCGCUGAGACGUCAGGUCCAUCCAAGAGGACAGCAAGAAGGCCAUCCAGCCCCAGGCCUCCAGCACACGCAGAGCACACACAGGAGCUUGGACGUGCUCAUUUAAAAGUCUUAAUCUGUGAUAAAAUAGUAAAACGAGGAAACAAAGUUCAGUUCCAGGAUUUUUUUAGAUUCUACCUGACACAGAACACCAGGUCUACUUGUCUUUCUUUGUAUUUUAUAUUUGUUAUUUAAGUGUAUAUUUCUUUUGGUUUAUAGAGAAGAUGCCCCCAAAUCCUGCUUCAUUAGAUGGUUUCCAAGUUUUCUCCUAGGUGACACUUUUAGCACCUCAGCUGGCAAUGACAGCCAGGCAUGGCAUGGUGUCACCACACACAGCAGAGCUGUCUGAGUGCAGCUCCAUCCCCAGCAAUCAUGGUGUUGAAACUGUCUGUCCACACACUGUGGUGUCUAUGUCCACACAGUAAUAAACAGUUUAUGGUCC